AUGGCUCCAUAUCUUGAAACCGUAAAGUCUUUCGCAGAUGUCCCUAUCACCGAUGCUGGCGUUGAUACGGUGACGUUUCUCGAAGCUGCCGACGGUCUGGUAGGCCUUUUCGAUCUCCUUGGAUCGACCGCCUUCUCCGUAGUUCAAUCCGAUCUUAAGGGGAACAUUGCUAAAGUACGCGCCCGUUAUCAGGCCACGCCUACUCUUUCUGGAACCUUAGAAUCGCUUGUGGAGAAUGAAAAGGGGGAAAAGAAGCGAACCGCAACAGAAGGUCUACUCUGGCUUCUUCGAGGAUUGUCUUUCACCUGCAAAGCACUUCAGAAUGCUCAAAGUAACAAGUCUGAGGAGCUUGCUGCUGCGUUUACUAAAUCCUACGAAAAUACCUUGAAAAAGUUCCACAAUUUCGUUGUCAAAGGAAUUUUUAGUGUGGCAAUGAAGGCAUGCCCAUAUCGUGCCGAUUUCUAUGCUAAACUUGCUGCUGACCCAGAUGGUGGAGCGCCUGCAACACAAGAAAAACUCAACGAAGAGUUAGACAAGUGGUUGGCUGCCUUGAGCAAUAUCGUUGCAAGAGUGGAAGCUUUCUACGAGAAAGGCAACUAUGGAAAAGGAUUUUGA
This is a messenger RNA of Psilocybe cubensis, 615 nucleotides long. RefSeq lists its product as uncharacterized. The record is from RefSeq and is a predicted model, not a curated record. Gene Ontology annotation, cellular component: membrane; cytosol; cytoplasm. Bases 1 to 615 code for a protein of 204 amino acids. Gene Ontology annotation, biological process: ceramide transport; intermembrane lipid transfer. NCBI's taxonomy places the organism in Eukaryota, Fungi, Basidiomycota, Agaricomycetes, Agaricales, Agrocybaceae. Gene Ontology annotation, molecular function: ceramide 1-phosphate transfer activity; ceramide 1-phosphate binding. The transcript has 5 exons.